This is a messenger RNA of Radiomyces spectabilis, 1365 nucleotides long. RefSeq lists its product as uncharacterized. Lineage: Eukaryota; Fungi; Mucoromycota; Mucoromycetes; Mucorales; Radiomycetaceae. Gene Ontology annotation, cellular component: cytoplasm. The record is from RefSeq and is a predicted model, not a curated record. Gene Ontology annotation, molecular function: protein binding; guanyl-nucleotide exchange factor activity. The annotation marks the transcript as partial. The transcript has 5 exons. Gene Ontology annotation, biological process: intracellular signal transduction.
CAGAAAUGCAAGGAGGAUAUGCAAGGACGUACCACUAGCUGGGAUCUUGGAAGUCUAUUGAUCAAACCUGUUCAAAGAGUAUUAAAAUACCCGUUGCUGCUUCGGGAAAUCAGCUUAUUGACCCCUGCCGAGCAUCCUGAUGCCGAGAACUUGGCCAUUGCGGUAAAAGAGAUUCAGGAAGUCGCCGAUCACAUCAAUGAGAUCAAGCGUCGUAAAGAUAUUGUGGAAAAAAUCGUCGGUGACAAAAAACGAACCGAAAUAAAUUUAACGCGUCGUGCGCAACGGUUCCGGCAAGUGACAGGCUUUGCCUCUGGAGCGACCCAGGACGCUCUUUUCGAUGCCCUCAAUCUACGAUUUGAAGAACAGCAAGAAAUCGCUCGGCAACUAGCUCGUGAUUUGCAAAACUGGGUGCGCCAUGUGAAGGAACAGCUGGACAAUCUUCAGUUAUUUGCGUGCAGUCUGGAAACACUGUACAGUUCUUAUGGUGGAGUUCGUGUGCGCAGUAUGAACAAUAUCCGAGCUUUCAAUCAAGCGGCCUCCGUGUUGGCCAACGCAUUGUUGCGAGAACUUGAUAAUACUGUCAAAAGCUAUACUCUCGUGAGGAUCGAAGGAUUUUUGCGGGUUUUCGAGAAUCCCACUCAGGUCAUCAGUAAACGGGCGAAGAAAUUAUUGGAUUACGAUCGUGUACGAGAUUUGAAAUCCAAGGGUGAUGUGCCUGAUAAAGCACUGCAAGAAUCAGCUGAUGCCUAUCUCUCCAUCAAUGCCCAAUUAAUCGAUGAAUUGCCCAAAUUUUUUGGAUUAACCACUACGUAUUUUGACAUCUUGAUCGGUGAUCUAUCCAUCCUACAAGCCAACUUUUAUGCCCAGUUAACAGCGGAAUGGAAAAAACUGGCCAUCCUGCUGUAUGACGGCCAGGAAGAUGUCGAUGAAACAUUGGAACAAAUUGUACAGCAGUACGAAACGGAUAUGGUACCCGUGGAAGAGAUGAUUCAAGAAAUCACGCCAUUAAAUAAAACACAAUGGAACGCUUUAACCACCCAGCUACUGUCACCCAGCCGCCCUCCUUCCUCCGAAAAGAUGCACGAUCGGUCACCCAUGGAAGUCGGCAAUCGAAGUGUAGGGCAGCUGGUGGACCUGUCUACUAGUCCAGAUAUAAACUCGUUCUUGACAGCCACGCCAUCGGACGAACCCGUGUUCCAGUGCGUGGUGUUGUACGAUUACGAAGCGGACGAGCCUGAUGCACUAAGUAUUCGCGAAGGAGACCAGUUACUGAUAUGGGAAAGCACGGAACAUGAAGAAUGGUGGUAUGGUCAUCUUGGGAAACAAAGCGGCUGGAUACCUGCUUGUUACUGUAAAAAAUUGUAA